GAAUGAAACAUUACCUUCCGUGUCUGGUUUGUCAAAUUAUUGAUGCGGUGGUUUGAAUCACGUUUGAAUUUAAGUGCGAAGCUCCGUAAUUCCUAUAUUUUCGUUUAUUUAAUUGUAGUACUGUUUAAAUGAACCCUUGAAUUGUGUGGUAAUUAAGUGAAAUCUGUGUUAUCAAGUGCGUGAUCAUGGUUUUGGCUGAAAGAAGUAAUGAUGUUCGAAACGGGAAGCGGUCGAGGGGGCCAAGCCCCAAUGGCCAUGGAAGUCCAGAUUCCAGUUCUGAAGAUGAGAAUGUAGUACCAUUUGCAGCCGAAAAAAUCAGAGUGGGCAGAGACUAUCAGGCAGUUUGUCCUGAACUGGAACCAGUUGAUCAACGCAGACCUGAACUAAUUUCUGACAGAGCUUUGUUGGUUUGGUCGCCCACAUGUGAUAUAUCCGACGUCAAAUUGGAUGAGUAUAUUACCACAGCAAAGGAAAAAUAUGGGUACAAUGGUGAACAAGCACUUGGGAUGUUGUUUUGGCAUAAACAUGACCUCAACAGGGCUUCAAUGGACCUUGCCAACUUUACUCCAUUCCCAGAUGAGUGGACAGUUGAAGAUAAGGUGCUUUUUGAACAAGCUUUUCAGUUCCAUGGCAAAAGUUUUCACAGAAUACGGCAGAUGUUGCCAGACAAAUCAAUCGCAUCAUUAGUAAAAUACUAUUACUCAUGGAAGAAAACAAGAGCUCGUACAUCACUUAUGGAUGUUGUGAGUGAAGGUCGCAAUGCAACUGGUUCAGGAACAGGCAAGAGGGAGUCAGGGGCUGGCUCAGAGCCUGGAGGGUCAGAUAAAGACUCUGACAAUGAUGAAAAGAAGUGGACUUUCCACCGUGGUAUUGUCCGUGGGGGGAAGGCCCUCGCGGCAGGCGGGGCUUCGCAACGCGCCACCGGCCAGCAGGGCGCCCAGGGCGAGGGCGGCGGCGAGAACGCGGGCAAGUGGUGCACUGUGUGCGGCAUUCUGUGCAACCAGAUCACGGCGCACAAUUCGCAGAAGUUGUGUCAGGCAUGCCUCGUGCACGCCAGACGCACGGGGACGAUGAGGCCAUUGUGCGGACCGUCCGGAAGACGCGGUCCGGGUUCCAAACAGCAGCGGUACAAGCACCGGCUGCCGCGUGGCAUUUACAUCAAUCACGAUGAUCUCGUCGCCAUGGCCACCGGCCCCCAGCCUGGCGAUGCCCCGCAGCCCGGACUUAUCAAUCAGGGCGAAGCUAUGCUCAAAGCUAUGGACAGAGAAAUUAUAUCUCUAAAGAGACAAGUGCAACAGAAUAAACAGCAACUAAGUGCAAUGAAGCGCAAGGUUGGAGACACUGGCGUGGAAGAGUUGAGGCCUGGUGAGCCACCCGCAAAGAUUAACUCGCGCUGGACUAACGAUGAAUUACUCAUGGCAGUGACGGCUGUUAGGAAAUAUGGCAGAGACUUCCAAGCGAUUGCUGAGACGCUGGGCACGAAGACGGAAGCGCACGUUCGUUCCUUCUUUAUUUCCUAUCGGCGACGAUACAACUUGGAUGCUAUGGUGCGCGAACAUGAAGCCGAGCGCGGGAACGCACAUCACAUACAAGCCGGCACCACGAGCACAGAAUCGGCUGAAACUGGUGACAAUGCUAAUAAUGGAACAGGCUCCCCACAGACUACAAACAAAGACGAAAAAACGGAGGUGGACAGCGAGGGCGUAGCUAUCGGCGCGUCUGCGGAGGCGGGCGGGCCGCCCACCACGCCGCCCAAGCACAAGCCCAACAAGUGAUCCGCGCGCCCGCGCUAGUGGUUCCCACCGCCACGGACAGCUCGGUAGCACGCAUUCCAUACCAGCUAACCAGCUAGUGGUUCCGCGAGGACAUUUUACCCCAAUCUUAUCCAAAAUAACACUGUACUAGAAAUCUAUGUUCCAGCUUUUUCUAGAGUAAUGAAUAUAAAAUUGUAUUUUAUAACAUGCUGUAUAUUCGUAUGCUAUUCAGUAUUCAGUCUCUAAGCCCCAAGGCUUUAUGGCACAUCUCUCGAAACUCAAUGUAUAAUGUAUUUAUUGGUGCGCUAUAUUAUUAUCAAUUAGACACGCUGAUCAAUGUGUCUGGUUGAUUUUAAAUCCUUGAAUUUCUGAUGGAAUGAGGACAGAAAUGUUUGUAUACGCUUUAGGGGAGCAUCAGACUUGUGUAUAUAACUAUAAUGUAUGCUGAUAGGUUAGUUUCCUUUUUAGGAAGCUUGUGUAUAAUAUGUUUAUCGAUAAGUGUGUUCCUGUUGCUGGUAUCUAUGACUGACGCCCGAGAGCUGUGCUCUUAAAAUGAGUUGUCGUGUUUGUCCAAUAUUUCUUCAGAUUUAUCAAGUGUGAUAGAGUUUUUAGAUUUAAUAUAGAAAUACCAUAUUAAUCACUUGCCUUAUGUAAUAAGUUUGUCUCUUGUACUCGCAUGCUUAUCAAUAUGACUAACCACAGGAGAUAGAUUCAGAUCUACUACAUGCUUCUGUGGUGUUUAUUAAGAUAGUUUUCUAUUUAAAAUGAUUUUAAGAGAUAAUAGUAGCUAGAUAUUUUCAUGUAAGACUUAUUAUUUUAUCGAUAAGGAUACUAUCAAUCUUGAAUUUUAAUGUCCAGCUGUAGUUUUAUAGAUAAUUAUAAAAUACUAAUGGUGAAUUAAUGCUAGACAGGUAUACUAUUGAUACUCAUAUAGGUAAAGUGGCAUUUAUAGUUGCAAAUGUGUAAUGUUCCAUUAUAAGGCCAUAGAUUACCGCUUCGUUUAAUAAAAGCAAUAUAUCGAAUAAUACAGAUUUUUAUGCACACUAGAAUAGCUGUGAGAUUAAUAUUAAUAAUGAUCUUUUUCCAUACAAUUAAUAGAGCGAUAUAAGAUAUAAAGUGGCGAUAUUUUUGUACUAGAAAAAGACCUCCCAAUGAUUAGAAAAUGUGGUAUGAUUGAUGUUUUUUAAUGGUAUUAACUUUAAUUUUGUACUUUUAUUGUAGUAUUUAGGUUUUAUUUAGUGUAAUGGACUACCGCGUCGUUUAUAGCAUAAUCUACUAGGUUUUAAUAUUUUGUACAUCACAAAUGAGAUGAGUUUUUGCACCGGUUUAUACGAAGCCGAAGAUAAUCGUUACCGAAAUAUCAUUUUUACUUAUUCAGUGUGAAUUGUCGUACAUAACAAUUAUGUAGUAUUAUUUACUAAAUAAUUUAGAAACGGUGCAUUCGGUAGAUAAAUUAUGUUUCAUACAAAACUACGACGAGGUUUGAUUCCACAUUUUUUUGUUAAAAUUAACAUCCGCCUAACAUUGACGUAAGCAAUAUUUUUAAUUCAAUUUAUUCUAUUUGCUGUAAUAGCUUAUUUUAGUAUCAGGAUACAGAUUAGUCUGUACUAACUUUAUUUCUGGUUGUAUGGGAAAUGGGUUCUUUAGUUACGCCUACACAAAUAAGUUCCUUGAUAUAAAAAUAUUAUUUUGCAACUGAUUUGUGGUCAGACAAAACUGGUUUAACUAUAGAAUUAGUUUCAAAACGUUAGCAUAUUUAGGAACGGCGUAAGACCUUAAUCACUCCAAAGAGAUCCACAAAAUGAAGUCAUCUUAUUUAUUGAUGCUAAUUAGGGCUAGUAAGAAGAUUGUUACUGAAUUAAAUUAUUUUUAUUAGAAUUAUUGUUUUCUGUAUAUUAAGAACUUAAAUCAAUUGACAAAGUGUUUUUUAUUCAUUAAGUAAUGCUCAAACUUUAUUGUUUUGUCCUAUCACUUGACAGUGGUCUCCACAAAUUAUUUAGUAGCUAUUACCGAAGUUAAGGGAGUUUUCAUUUUAAGAAUAAUAAAUAAUUGUAAGUAUGUAUGAA
Messenger RNA from Trichoplusia ni (cabbage looper), 3820 nucleotides. It is a transcript of the gene CoRest, whose product is annotated as REST corepressor 3. Gene Ontology annotation, biological process: regulation of transcription by RNA polymerase II; negative regulation of DNA-templated transcription. The record is from RefSeq and is a predicted model, not a curated record. Bases 186 to 1775 code for a protein of 529 amino acids. Gene Ontology annotation, molecular function: transcription corepressor activity. The transcript has 11 exons. NCBI's taxonomy places the organism in Eukaryota, Metazoa, Arthropoda, Insecta, Lepidoptera, Noctuidae. Gene Ontology annotation, cellular component: histone deacetylase complex; transcription regulator complex.